Molecule: messenger RNA, 1305 nt
Organism: Anthostomella pinea
Lineage: Eukaryota; Fungi; Ascomycota; Sordariomycetes; Xylariales; Xylariaceae
Source: the annotation of a GenBank genome assembly
AUGGCUGUGCUUGAGGGCGAGACCUACCGUCUUGCGUUCCCUACCUUUCCUGACCUUGAGAAUGCUGCGUACGUGUCAUACGGCGUCCCCUUCGACAUUGCUUGCACACACCAUAUCAAGGAGACCUACAACGCCCAGCGAGCGUACAUCAUCGCUUCCGCGUUGCUCUCGAAAAACACCGACGAAGUCAAGAAGCUAGAAAACGGUCUCGGUGACCGACACGCCGGCACUUGGCCGGGCAUCGCACCCCACACGCCUUGGGCCGAAGUCAUCGAGGCAACCAAGGAUGCUCUGUCCAAGAAAGCUGACUGCCUCGUUAUAAUCGGCGGAGGUAGCCUAGUCGACGGCGCCAAAGCCAUGCUACUGUUCAUGGUAAACAAUGUCACCUCCGUGGACGGCAUCCGGGAGUUCGAGAAGAAGUGCUCGGCACGCGAUGCAACCGGCAAGAAGUCGAGCGAGAUCCCUGUGACAUCUCCAACUGCCGCCUUGAUCUGCAUCCCAACGAGUCUGUCGGGCGGCGAGUACACGUGGUACGCUGGUGGCACAUACCCUGACGAUCACCUCAAGUCAAUUAUGGUACAUCCUUUCUGCGGUCCCAGAUUGAUCAUCAAUGACCCCAAACUCAGCAUUACGGCGCCUGAGUGGAGGCGUACUGCAGGACUCAUGCGCGAUGAGGACAUGGAUCAGGCUGCCAUCGAGGGCUUUAACUUGAUCGUACCGAACCUGCUCAUCACCAGGAAGGACUGGACCGACGAGGAAGCGAGGCUCAACUGCAUGAUCGGUGUGAACAAGGUCAUGAUUAUGCUGAAGAAGGUUGGGCAUGACGAAACGUCUUGUAUACUGCUGCCGAGCGUCAUGAAGUGGAAUGCCAAAGUGAACGGCGAGAAGCAGGAGAGACUGAAGAACGUCAUGUGGAGCGAGGCUCCAGUCGCGGAAGUCCUCAAGCGUCGAGGUUUGAAGCCUGACAGCAGCGAUGCUUGCGACGCGCUGGACGUCAUCUUCCGUGGGCUAAGAAUGCCGCGCAGCUUGCAGGAUAAAGGCGUGGGCAGAGACAAGUUCCAGGCGUGGGCAGUCAACAGCCUGAAGGACCCGUGCUGCAAGGCGAACCCAAUCCCCAUUGAGCGCGAGGAACAGGUGCUGGAGAUACUGGAGAUAACACCACAGGAAGCGGCGGAAGAUCUCCAAGACUUCGAGUAUGAAGAUGCCGCCCUCGAUAUCGUAAUAGUAUUCCAGCUGUUCAGCGCCCAUUCGAAGCCUGGUAGUAAGUCGCCCGCGGUCAUGCCGUGUUUAGCUGCGUACCGCUAA